Prorocentrum cordatum is the source of this 1074-nucleotide messenger RNA. Lineage: Eukaryota; Dinophyceae; Prorocentrales; Prorocentraceae. The record is from the annotation of a GenBank genome assembly.
GCCCUGGACAGCGGUUCCCUGCUGACCUUCUCGGUGAGCCUGCCGCGCGGGGCCGCCCCCGCAGCCGCGGCGCCGGGCGAGGAGGCCGCCGUGGCCGCGGCCACGCACGCAGGCGUUGCCGAGUUCACGGCGGAAGAGGGCACCGUGGGCGUGCCGCCCCGGGUGGCGCUAUGCCUCACCAAGGGCGCCGGCCUGGGCUCCCUGGCGGCGGUGGCGCAGGUGGAGGUGCGCUACGCCAGGCUGCCCCGCAGCCGCAAGAGCCGCGUCGCCUUCCAGCCGCGCGGUCAGGGCUUCCACGUGGGCGGCGCGUCGGCUUUCAGGAUCGACCUGGAGCACGUGCUGCAGGAGUCGUUGCGUGGGCACACUGCGCUGAGCGAGGGUGACUGGUUGCCCAUCCGGCAUGAGGGUGUCACCUACGAGUUGGUGGUAAAGACAUUGGAGCCGGAACCACAGCUGGCGCUGCUGGACACCGACCUCACAGUAGAGGUGUUGCCCAGCGAGCACACGGAGGCGGAGCUGAGAGCUGAGGAGGAGAGGCGCCUCCGCGAGGAGGAGGCCGCCCGGGAGGCGGAGGAGCGCGAGAGGCGGCGCCUGGAGGCGGCGCGGCUGAAGGCCCUGGCGCUCGGGCCCGAGCCGGAGCCGGGCCCGGAGGUGGUGCAGCUGCUGCUGCGGCUGCCGGACGGCGGGCGCCUGUCGCGCCGCUUCGCGCGAGGCGAUCGGCUCCAGCGCAUCCUUGACUGGGUCGAGUCGGAGCCUUCCUCGCGCGUCCGCGACGGGGAGUUCCGGGUGGUCCAGAAGUGGCCCGGACAUUGCCGAGAGCUUGGUGCAGCAGAGGCGUCGGAGACGCUCAGCGCGCUCAAGUUUGCGCGGCAGGAGGCCCUCUUCUUGCAGCACCUGGCCGACGAGGCGAUGCCAGACGCUGCGGCCGCGACAGAGGCGGCGCCCGCCGCGGCCGACGGGCCGUCCGAGGGCUCCCUCGCGGCCGCGGCGUGGGCGGCCAGGGCCGCCGCGCCGCCGCAGCUGGACGGUCAGGGCGCUGGUGAUUGGUCCGCCGCUGAGGAGAGGGCUCACCAG